AAUGAAUUAUUGGCUGUAUUGAAUAUACUUAAAUUUUAGAUAAUUUCAUUGUUUACGCUUAUACUUCUUAUUUUUAUAAAAUGGCAUAUUGUCAAAGUUAUACACCCGAUUAUUUUGCAUUAAAUGAUAUUUUAUCUACUGAAGAACGGGUAUCUUGUAAAAUUGAAAUAGAGUUGCUUGGUUUAGGUUUUUUGGAUUCUUCAUCUACAUCUAGAGAUUUAAAGGUAGGAUCAAAAGUAGAAUUUCCAUUAUGGUUAGCAGAAUCAUUAAAGAAUUUGAAAGAUUCAAUAGUUAGUAUUGAUGUACCAAAUAUAUAUAAAGAAGGAUACAGGGAAAUUUUAGAAGCAGAUGCUGAUGCUAUUGUCUUAAGUAAAUGGAAUCCAUUUUAUUAUGAAAUAGGAAUGCAUGUAAGAAAAUUUAAUGAUAGAGAUUCUGAACAAAUCACAGAAAGCUUAUUACAGACAUUUAAGUCUCGUUUUCGAUUAGUUAUGGACUGGGCUCAAAAUCCAAUAUCUGAUCCUACAUUAGCAAAUCAACUUCCUCGUCUCGAAAGAGAUCUUUUUCUUAUCGGCCGAAAAGCUAAAGUUCGGCUUUUAGAAUGGUUAAAAGGAGAUACAAAUAACAUUAUUUCUUCUGAAAUUACAACAAACUUAAAAAAAACGAAAACGUGCACAAUUUGAGCUUAAUUAAUGAUCUUAUUUUAUAAAAAAAAAAAAAAA
Apis florea (little honeybee) is the source of this 719-nucleotide messenger RNA. RefSeq names its product DNA replication complex GINS protein PSF3 (gene Psf3). The record is from RefSeq and is a predicted model, not a curated record. Gene Ontology annotation, cellular component: GINS complex. Gene Ontology annotation, biological process: mitotic DNA replication initiation. NCBI's taxonomy places the organism in Eukaryota, Metazoa, Arthropoda, Insecta, Hymenoptera, Apidae.